CUCAACUUCGAAAGCCGCUCUCAAAGUUUUUCCAUUGAUUAUAUCCAUACUAGCACAUGGUCUUAUGACCAUUGCAGGCGGUGGUCGAUUACUCGCUAGAUUGCAAGUAGCAUAUGUGGAUGUCAAGGCUGAAACAGCGUGAAGACAGUACAACGUCCCAGCGAAGCUCAAAUGAACAUGUUCACAAGCACAAGGUACACUGGGACUGUCUCUAAUGGGACUCGAUGUAACCACACACAGGGAGUUUUCUGAAUCUGGCGAAAAUCAAAGCGUCCACUGUGACUCUUUCAGCGAAAGACAAGCAAGGCUCGCCGUUUGGCUUGCGAACCUUCAGCAAAGUCCAGGUGACAUAGCUCCCAAUUCGAGCAAAGGCGGCUGACAGCUGCGAGACGCAUUUCACCGAUAAAAUCUUGUGCUAAUGAUCGCCGCCGCCAUUCCGGUGCUCGCUUCGAGUAUAUGGGCAGCAGAACGCGAAGCGAUCCCGAGGAACGAUCACAUUGGAUCAAGUUGUCCUUCGAAGAUCACAGUGAAUGCGGACUCAGUCAAUGAUGUUCUCGACGGAGGUUUCGCACACGGCUCGCUCCAUUGCAUCACAACAGCUGCGGAUCUCGAUAACGGAGACCUGAUCAACUCGACGAUCGUCUCGCAUUUGACAUCGUCGUCUGACGCAGUAGCUACGAUCAUCGACAGCACAUUGGCUUUUGAUGUAAGGCAUCUGUACAGAGCCCUGACUGCCUCGAUGGGCGGUGUGGAAGAUGCCCAGCAGCGAGCGAUGCAAGCUUUAGAGCGAGUCAAGAUGAUGAAAGUUUUCGACUUCGAGGGGCUGAUGGAGGCUAUAGAGGAAACGAAGAUUACGAUGCAGCGUCCAGGGACCAGUGCGACCGAGGAGCCUAUGAUAGAGGUCAUACCUCAUGGCACCAUUCCGGACAGUGAAGAUGAAGAGGAGGAGGAGGAGGAGGUUGUGAAAGGACCGUUACGGCAAGACCAGGCGGACGAGACAACUAGACAGGCAUCCAAAUCGCCUGCUGGUCAGUCGCCACAGACCCAUAGUUCAAAUCUGAUCAUUGUGCAGGACAUUUCACAAGUUGUAGGACCACUAUUACGAAGCAAUUACACCCACGGACAGGCACAGCUAGAUCGCUUGAUAAAGUCUCUCGAGCGGCUGACGAAAUCCCAUCAGGCAUGCACAAUACUAUUCGCGAGUGCGAGUUCCAGACCCGUGCAAGAGACAGACCAUCAGCUGAGUCAAUUCGCGACUUGUUCUCUUCGCCCUGCUCUGGGUGACAACGUUGGCUAUCUCGUCGAUCUUCACAUCUUCAGAUAUGUAUUGCCUGCUGCUGAGAUGACAAGGCUAGACCAGUCGCGAAGAGGAGAGAUAAGAACGCGUCCCGCCUCGGAGCCGGUUGAGAUUCUAGAAGUGGUAGAAGAUCGUUAUGCCAGCCGAGUGGGCCGCUGGGCCGCUGUGAGGCAUGGCGAUCACGGAAUCCUCUAUGAUGCUCAUUGAUCGAUGUGACAUGCUGAGAAUUUGGUACAAGAUGGACCUGUCUGGCACGCUCCACCGCGAAGAAGUCGAUGGCGACAGCAUGUGCUAGAUCCGCAGGAG
Dissoconium aciculare CBS 342.82 is the source of this 1603-nucleotide messenger RNA. RefSeq lists its product as uncharacterized. The transcript has a single exon. NCBI's taxonomy places the organism in Eukaryota, Fungi, Ascomycota, Dothideomycetes, Mycosphaerellales, Dissoconiaceae. Gene Ontology annotation, molecular function: ATP-dependent activity, acting on DNA; single-stranded DNA binding; four-way junction DNA binding. Gene Ontology annotation, biological process: telomere maintenance; reciprocal meiotic recombination; double-strand break repair via homologous recombination. The record is from RefSeq and is a predicted model, not a curated record. Gene Ontology annotation, cellular component: Rad51B-Rad51C-Rad51D-XRCC2 complex; centrosome; replication fork. Bases 419 to 1504 code for a protein of 361 amino acids.